UGCUUCGUGCUGAUGGGUUGUUUGUCCAGCGACGUAGGGUCCGUGAAACCCUAACACAAAUAGAUCCAGCUGCGGCUGCACGCAGGUGGAGUAGUGCCAUUGCCAGGAGAGUUUACCAUGUGCCUCAUCCCAACAGUCUAUGGCACAUAGAUGGAAAUAUGCGGCUAAUUAGGUGGGGUUUUGUUGUACACGGAGCCAUUGAUGGGAAAUCCCGCCUCAUAACCUACUUGACCUGCAACACAAACAACCGUGCCUCCACUGUGCUGACCCAGUUUGUGAAGGCAACAUGUCUUUAUGGUCUUCCUUCUCGAGUACGAUCUGACCAUGGUGGGGAAAAUUCGCUAAUCGCCCUCUUCAUGAAUCUUGUGCAAGGUGUGGAACGGAGAAGUCACAUUACAGGAGAAUCUGUUCAUAAUCAGCGCAUUGAGCGGCUCUGGAGAGAUGUUUUCCUGCAUGUGCUCCAGUCUUUCUACAACUUAUUUUACACUCUAGAGGAUUCUGAGCUCCUUGAUCCAGCUGAUGAUGUUCACAAGACCUCCCUGCAAAUUGUUUUCCUGCCGGAAAUUCAGAAGAGUCUGGAUCAGUUCAGAAAUGGUUGGAAUCACCACAAAAUAAGAACAGAGAACAACAAAACACCUGUCCAAAUAUGGACCGCAGGAAUUCUUACCAACAUGGAAACAAACUGCAGAGCCAUCAACAACGUUUUUGGUGAGGAUCCCUAUAGCACACAAACUCUAGAAGAUGCGUUGGCACAACAUGGCAUAAACAACUUUCCUGUGUACGACGAUGAUGUUCAUUUUCCAGCUGUAGUCCUGGAGGAACCCAGAAUCAAUCUGAGCCACCAGCAUCAGCAAAACAUCAUGCGGACAAUUGAAGCCAUCCCAGAUGUGACCGCUAAGUAUCAGACCUGCUGCAGAGAAAUUGCAGAUACAUUACAGAAUGCCUGAAAUCAACUUGAUAAAGCAUGUUUGUUGUCCAUAUUACACUCCACUGUGUUUGAAAUUAUGUGUUCAAAAUAACAUUUGGAGAAAUAAAUGUGGAAGUUAGGAUUUCUUAGUGAAGAGAAUAAAAAAGUCCCCGUACAUCUCUUUAAAUCUGCUGUCUUUAAUUAAACAGUUAUUUUACUUUCAUACUUGUAAAUAUUUUAUGUUUAGAUGUUUUAGGCUUGUGAUGGUGAAAUUAAGAAUACUCUAAUUUGGCAAGGUGAGAGCCACAAAAUAACAAUGUACUAAUCGUGCUCAAAUAGCUUAACUCUUUCCCCGCCAUUGACAAGUUAUGUCGUCAUUUAAAAAUCAACCGUUCCCUGCCAAAGACGAGUUAUUACGGCAAUCGGUGUUUGUAAUGUUGUACAGCAGGUGGCGUUGUUACACACCUUUGGAAAAAGUACAGAAUCUCUGAACCUAGAACGCACAUAUUUUAUCUGUUUUUAUCCUUGU
This is a messenger RNA of Triplophysa rosa, 1436 nucleotides long. RefSeq lists its product as uncharacterized. Bases 159 to 947 code for a protein of 262 amino acids. The transcript has 2 exons. Gene Ontology annotation, molecular function: nucleic acid binding. The record is from RefSeq and is a predicted model, not a curated record. Lineage: Eukaryota; Metazoa; Chordata; Actinopteri; Cypriniformes; Nemacheilidae.